UUUAUUGAACUUGUUGAUCUUACAAACUACAAGAAAUAAUUCCAUUCAAGAAACUCAAUUGUGAUGAAUCGCAUUUUUACCUCAAACUUCCGGAGAUUUUCUUCAGCUGCCAGGACGAAGCUGACUCUUUGCACAGAGAAGGAUGGCGUGAGGAAUAUUGUCCUGAAUAAUCCCAAAAUGAGAAAUGCCCUCUCAUUGGAAAUGAUGCAGGAUAUUUUGGGUGAUUUAACGCACAAUCUCGAGGAUAAGUCCUUAAGGGUAAUUGUCUUGUCAUCCGUUGAGAGUCCCGUCUUCUCUGCUGGUCACAAUCUCAAAGAAUUGGCACCAGAUAAGAGUCAGGAUGUCCACAGAGAAGUUUUCAGAUUAGCUAAUCGCCUAAUGCUGGCCAUGAUUGAGGCACCUGUACCUGUAAUUGGGAAAGUCGAUGGACUAGCAGCAGCUGCUGGAUGCCAAUUGAUUGCCAAUUGUGAUAUGGUUGUAUGUUCCUCCCGAAGUUCCUUCUCCACACCUGGUGCCAAUUUUGGGGUGUUUUGCUCAACUCCCGGUGUGGCUGUUGCAAGAAAAGUUUCACGCAUGAAAGCAGCACAGAUGCUCUUCACGGGACUCCCGGUUGAUGCUGAAGAAGCUCUAAAUUGUGGCCUUGUUAGCUCCGUUGUACCUCCUGAGGAGCUUGAUGGUGCCGUGGAGAAAGUUUGUACGGCAAUUUGUUCCAAAAGUCGCCCAGUUAUUGCAAUUGGAAAGAAAUUCUUCUAUCAGCAAAUUGAAAUGGGUACAAAGAUGGCCUUUGAGGCAGCUGGUGAGGUCAUGGUGCAGAAUUUAGCUGAACCAGAUGGUCAGGAGGGUGUUAGGAGUUUUGUGGAGAAGCGUAAGCCACAAUGGAGCCAUCGUGGAUCAAAGAAUGAUUAAUUGUAAGAAGAAAUUCAAAUAAAUUUCCCUUUCUUUGUAAAAAAAAAA
Lutzomyia longipalpis is the source of this 954-nucleotide messenger RNA. RefSeq names its product enoyl-CoA hydratase domain-containing protein 3, mitochondrial. The coding region runs from base 64 to 906 and encodes 280 amino acids. Gene Ontology annotation, molecular function: hydro-lyase activity. NCBI's taxonomy places the organism in Eukaryota, Metazoa, Arthropoda, Insecta, Diptera, Psychodidae. The record is from RefSeq and is a predicted model, not a curated record. The transcript has 4 exons. Gene Ontology annotation, cellular component: mitochondrion.